ACGAAGUUAGUGCGCAGGCGUACUCCAGACAGCGGUGGAAGCUGUGUCGCUGGAAAGAAGGGAGAUAAUUUCCUUCAUCAUGGAGACUUUAUAUAGUAUUCCGUUUGCUGUGCUCGAAUGUCCGAAUAUCAAACUGAAGAAACCAUCAUGGCUUCACAUGCCGUCGGCUAUGACCGUGUAUGCGGUCGUCAUUGUGUCCUACUUUCUCAUCACAGGAGGUAUCAUCUAUGACGUUAUUGUUGAACCUCCAAGUGUUGGUUCAAUGACGGAUGAACAUGGACACCAGCGACCAGUUGCUUUCUUGGCAUACAGAGUUAAUGGGCAGUACAUUAUGGAAGGACUGGCCUCCAGUUUCCUCUUCACUAUGGGAGGCCUGGGCUUUAUAAUCCUGGACCGCUCCAAUGCACCAAACAUUCCCAAACUGAACCGCUUCCUGCUGCUUUUCAUCGGCUUUGUUAGCGUCCUCCUCAGCUUCUUCAUGGCCAGAGUCUUCAUGCGCAUGAAACUGCCAGGGUACCUUAUGGGCUAAGGACAUGGAGAAACAGAAAUUUCAAGAGUCACAGAAUCAGUCAUAAGUAAAGGUGAAUCUUAACAAAAUCUUAACCAAUAAGGACUGAAAGCACUGACUUUGCUCAAGAAAUGCAACCAGACCAACCCUCCUCACUCAAAAAAAUCUUGAGGCAUUAUCAGACCUCUGUAUUAGGCUAUGUGUAAAUGUUACUGGCUAUUCACAUUUGUUUGUAUGUUUGUCUGCUAACAUGCCAGAGAUAUAAAGUGUGGGGGAAAUGUUUAGGCAUCACUGGGGGAAAACUGUGGAAAGGAAGCUGAGUGUUGAUGGGAUCCUGCCACCAAUUUAAAUACAGAAUUAGAACUAUUGAGUUUAUUUUGUUGAGUGUCUGAAAGUGUUUGUCAGUUUUUGUAUAAAAAUAAACGAACAUGAUCAUGAAA
Molecule: messenger RNA, 948 nt
Organism: Girardinichthys multiradiatus
Lineage: Eukaryota; Metazoa; Chordata; Actinopteri; Cyprinodontiformes; Goodeidae
Gene: ostc
Product: oligosaccharyltransferase complex subunit
Exons: 4
Coding region: 80-529 (149 amino acids)
Cellular component (GO): oligosaccharyltransferase complex
Source: RefSeq, a predicted model, not a curated record